Mercenaria mercenaria is the source of this 3078-nucleotide messenger RNA. RefSeq lists its product as uncharacterized. The transcript has 2 exons. NCBI's taxonomy places the organism in Eukaryota, Metazoa, Mollusca, Bivalvia, Venerida, Veneridae. Bases 374 to 2098 code for a protein of 574 amino acids. The record is from RefSeq and is a predicted model, not a curated record.
CGUUAGGCAAAGUAUGUUUAUCAAAUUUAUACUUAUGAUAAAAUAACUCUAUCUUGGGUGGGCAACCAGGAUAGGAAAAUGAAAUUUUAAAAAUACCUCCAGUGAAAAUCUAAUUUGUAUUAAGUGUUAAGUGAACAUAAAUGAGUGUAAAUGAUCAGAUGCUAAAGUUUCGAACAAAUCCGUUACAUGGCCAAAAUCUGAUUAUCCACCUUUAAGAGGAAACAAAAAGGAGGAAAUUAAAAAGAGGACGUCAAAAGGUUAAAAUGAUGAAAGUAAAAAGGGAAUUUCAUAAAGCACCAAACAAACAUAAAUACGCAGUUUCAACUUUUAAUAAGGAGAAUAAUACAUUGCUCACUUCAUAUCAAAAUAAAGAAUGUUUCAACAACCUGGCUAUAUUGAGAAUGUGUCAGAGAAACUGUCAGAGGUUCUUGCUGAUAUAGGAGUGGACGAGAGAAUUGUACUAAAGCGAAGAAGAUCAUGGCUACUGGGUGAAUCUGUAAUGAACAGAUCACUACAACUACAAGAUUUGAAAGUUACACACUAUUAUUUGGGCAGUCAGCCUGAGGGGACCACUACACUGGGACUCAGUUCAGACUAUGACUUACUUAUAUGUAAUAAUAACUAUAAUAUUAUACAAGAUUGGAAAGAUUGGCAACCUGGUAUGGUAAACCUCUUGAAGAUACAGGACGCAACAGUAUCACCUGGCUACUGUUUGCUACAACGUUUAAGAAAUGAUGCUCCUCUUCCAUGCAAUUUUGUACCUGAUGUAUAUUUUGUAAAAGACCGGACAGGGAGAAUACUAUUAUGGAAUGGAAAACCCUAUUUACUAGUAGCUUCUUUUUUAGGGGAAGGAGUACGACAUGGUCCAGCAUUUGCACAACAACGACGACCUGCAACUCCUGACAAUGAUUUUGUUCUUGCUUUCCACUGUAAAACAUGGCCUCUACAAGCUAGACAAUGGUUAGACCAGCAAGGUGUAGGUCAAUGGCCUUCAGAUGACAUGAGGAGAUAUUGUAGCAAUACUGGAUGUUUUGUUGUUGGAGUUGGAAGCAAGGGAAGUGAAAAUGAAGAGACUGAAUGGAGAAUAUCAACAUCUCUAGCAGAAAGGUGUUUGAUGUUAAAUCUAAAUAUCACACAGAUUCGGUGCUAUGUGCUGAUGAAGAUGAUAUUAAAAACUUACAUCAAGCCACAAUUUGAAGACACUAUUUCAAGCUACAUGUGUAAAACAGUGCUAUUUCACUGUAUUGCAAACAAAUAUUCCGACAUCUGGAGAGAAAAUAACUUAAUUAUUUGUUUAUCAUUACAAUUACUAGUCCUCCACAACUUCAUUUUACAUGAAAAUUGUCCGCAUUUUUUGUUACCUGAUAAUAACCUAAUGAGAGCGAAGAUUUCAACUGAAAUCAAACCUUCCAUACUUGACAUAUUACAGUAUGUUAUAAACAGUGAAGGGACAGCAUUACUGGGAAUUAAGUGUGAUGAUCUUGGUUCAAGGCUUCAGCUGAAGUUUAAUAAUUUAAGGUCAUUAAAAACAGGUAAUAUCAUUUCAGCGAUCUUAUUAAAAACAACUGCACAAUCUGUUUUUGUAAGCAUACAGCAUUGUGUAAUCAGAAACAAUGAUAAUGGAGCAACUAUCCGAAAUUUGCUGAAAUUCAUUUUUGAUCUAGUCAGUAGUUCUAAUCAAUGCCAAGGAUUUGACAGAACAGCUUGUAGACUUCUUGCACCAUGGUUCUGUACAACAUUGGGAUCUGUCCUGGCAUCCCUCAACAUUCAACAGUUCCAUGGGAUAUCACCAGAAGCUCUAACCUGGAUCUCACUGGGUCUGAACACAGAUGUUGCAUCUAGUAAACUGAAGUUAGCAUCCAUGUAUUUCUGUAUAGGGGAUUAUCACAGAACAGAAACUGCACUCAGAGAUAUUGAAGGAAAGUAUGACCAAAACAUCGUUCAGCCAGUUUGUAACUGUCAUUUUUCCCAGCAAGGUUAUAUAAAUGUAAGAGGAUUCAAUGAAAUAUCUGACACUCAUAUUGAAGAAGCUCUGCAGCAUACUGCAGCAUUCUGUGUCACAUUCCUGACAAGUGAAAUUAAACUGUAUUCCAGUUGAACUACAGUAUGAACUAUUCAGAUCUACACAAGAGGACCUUGCUUUCAGAGGUAUUUUGGACUUCUGGAUGGACUGUGCAGUGAUGGAUUCUCUGCCUUACCUGUACUUUCUACAACAUAAGACAUACAGCUAUCUUGGGAGACAAGAUGACAAGCAAAGAGCACUUUCCAACCUUAUCAGGACCAUUUACCAGGAACCAAACCUUGGUCACAGGGAAACAGCCCUAAAUCUACUUUGACAGUGUAUUGAACAAGAAGGCCAACCAACUGAUGCCUUACGUUGUUAUUUUUUAUCCCUGAAACUACGGCAAAGAAACAAUGUUGCCAAGAUCCAUAUAUGUAGGCUUCUAUCUACUCUGGUAAAUAGCCAAGCUCAGAACUGAUAAUUCCAGUGAAAUUUGAUCAAAAAAUGUGCUUCCUAAAUACAAGACCUACCGCUAUCUUGGCAGUCAGUACGAAAAGCAAAGAGCACUUUCCAACCUUAUCAGGACCAUUUACCAGGAACCAAACCUUGGACACAGGGAAACAGCCCUAAAUCUGCUUGGACAGUGUAUGGAACAAGAAGGCCAACCAACUGAUGCCUUACGUUGUUAUUUUUUAUCCCUGAAACUACGGCAAAGAAACAAUGUUGCCAAGAUCCGUAUAUGUAGGCUUCUAUCUACUCUGGUAAAUAGCCAAGCUCAGAACUGAUCAUUCCAGUGAAAUUUGAUAAAAAAAUGUGCUUCCUAAAUACAAGAACUACCGCUAUCUUGGCAGUCAGUACGAAAAGCAAAGAGCACUUUCCAACCUUAUCAGGACCACUGACCAAGAACCAAACCUUGGACACAGGGAAACAGCUGUGAAUCUACUUAACAAUGUAUGGAACAAGAGAAAAGACCUACAGCUGCUUAUCCUUAGAACUAAGGGGAAGAAACAAUGUUUCCAAGAUCCAUUUAUGUAGGCUUCUAUCUGCUAUGGGAAGACAGUAAAGUCAAACAUGUA